Galeopterus variegatus (Sunda flying lemur) is the source of this 535-nucleotide messenger RNA. RefSeq lists its product as uncharacterized. The transcript is spliced from 4 exons. The annotation marks the transcript as partial. The record is from RefSeq and is a predicted model, not a curated record. Lineage: Eukaryota; Metazoa; Chordata; Mammalia; Dermoptera; Cynocephalidae.
AUGUCGACCCUAGCAGUGUCCUCCAAAUCACAUCUUCUGUACAUUAAAGAGGAGGAAUUAACUGAAGAUGUUGAGGACCAAGUAGAUGUUGUCCUUGAGGCAGAAGAAGAUGAGGAUGAAGAGAAUGAAGAGGAUGAGGAGGAAGAGGAGGAAGACGAGGAAGACGACGAAGAAGAUAAAGACACAGACUCCCUGGAUGAGAGCUUGGACCUGAACACUGAGCUGCCGGGAUUUACUCUCCCUGGUGUCACAUCCCAGGAACCUGGCCUAGAUCAGGAAAACAUGGACCUGUUGGAGGGAGCCACCUUCCAGGUGCCAGACGCCAUCGAGUGGGAACAGCAGAAUCAAGGCUUGGGUAAGAGUCUCGCCGGCUCUAAACGGUCUCCCACUGCCCAACAUGAGCAUGGAUGGUUCCCUGAUUUUUGGAAGGAAUUUCGUUUUUCCUUCCCAGCUGGAACUUCCAAAUGCGGAGGAGAUAUGUGUAAGCAGUAUGCUCGAACAAGCAACAUGCGUGGACUGGAGUCAGAAAACAGAU